Camellia sinensis is the source of this 2242-nucleotide messenger RNA. The record is from RefSeq and is a predicted model, not a curated record. Lineage: Eukaryota; Viridiplantae; Streptophyta; Magnoliopsida; Ericales; Theaceae.
GAGAGAAACCCCUUUGAACGCUCAUAGUUAUUUGAAAAAAUUGUAUUUAAAACACCAUAGUUGGGACUGGAAGGUCCCCGAUUCAUUUCUCAGAAAAAUGGCCAAAUCAGAAGAGGAAUUUUUGUCGUAUUUACCUCACGAUUUCAAGGAAUAUAUGGACAAGGAACUGAACUAGUUGCCAGUAAGAGAUCAUUCUCCUUUGUACAAAGGAGAGGUUUUCUGGAGCAGAGAAAAUGACAAACCCCAAAGUCCUUAUACUCUCCUGACGGCGAUAUUUCGAACUUAAACAAGACCAUCAGAGAUUUGCUUUACAGAAUUAUUACGGUAUUGGGCUGCUUAUCCGAUAUUAGUUCAAUUUUGGGCACCCAUAACAACAAAAGAGGGCCGGUCUUUUCUUGCAACUCGAAACCAAUCUCUCUCUCUAACAAAUCAUUCUUCAGGACUUUGUAAGUAUAGAAUGAUCUCUAUGGCUUAUAAAUUUGACAUUAUUUGGGUGGGGAGACUUCUGAACAACACAUUGGGCUUCCUGGCAGAGUGUUCAAGCAUCAAUUCCCCGAAUCCACUCCCAAUGUGGAGUAUUACUCUAUCACAGAGUAUCCACAGUGCGACGAUGCUUUACGGUGCGGAGUUCGACAAUCUUUGGCUUUCCCGGUCUCUGAAUCUUCUCCCAAAGAAGAAAGGUCUGAAAUGUGCAAUUGGAUUUGAUCACAGUGACAUGGAAUCAGAUGAGGAUGAAAAUGAGGCUCGUGCAAUUGGCUUGGAUGAAAUCAAGAACGUGUUGAAAAUGGUAUGUGAUGUUCAUGACUUACCUUGUGCUCAGGCAUGGGUCCCAUGCAAGGUAGGUUGCACAUGCAGGGCUCUGGUUGAUGGUGGCAUCCUUGGUGUUAGUUGUCGAUACAACAAAUAUAAAUACGGUCAUGGUUUUCAUGGGGUCAGUUCUUUGUUUCACUUAAAGAAAGGGAAGGGGGUUGUUGGGAGAGCACUGUUGUCCACUAAUAUGGUAUUCUGCAGGGAUGUAACUCGACUUAGCCUAGUGAGUACCCCUUGGCACACUAUGCAUGAAAGGCUAGAUUAAGCGGUUGCUUCACAAUAUGCUUGGAGAGCAAUUGCAUUGGAAAUGAUGUUUACGUGCUAGAGUUUUUUAUGCCAACGAGCAACAAUGCCAGUGAAGACCCACGUACUUCGCUAAGGAAAAUAUUGGAAACAAUGACGAAAAAUUUUUGUUGUCUUAGGGUUACUUCUAGAGAAGAACUUGGGGUUGAAGAAUUUAGUAUUCAAAAUGGCGAGAAACUUGAUCCUGUUCAAAUUCCCCAAACUACUAUAUCCUUGCCUCAGCUGGAACUCUCACAAAAUGAAGUUGAGGUAAUGCAAGUGGAUUCAUUAGAUCAACAAUUAGUGAAUGCCAUAAAUACUGGAAGCAAUGUUGGCUGUACAGAGCAUAACAACUUUGUUAUUACUUGUACGCAAGAGAAAAGCACAGUAAAAGUGUCACAAAGAAAAGGCAACAAAUCUGGAGGCACAGUAAAGACGUCAAAAAGAGAUGGCAACAAUAUCGGAGUUAAAAUUAAAAUUCCGAUAGAGGAUAUCCUACAAAAUUCAGAAUUGAGCCUUGAGAAUGCUGCAAAAAGCCUCAAAUUUAGCAAAUUUACAUUGAAGCGUGUGCCUUAUGGUAUAGAGAGGUGGCCACCUCGUGAGAUAAACAAGGUUGGUUGCUCUCAACUCAAUGAAUCUGCCCCAUGUGUUAAUUCUGAUCAUCUGCCUUCCACUCAAUCCUCGGCUACUAUUGUUCACACCAAGCCACAUGAUACAACGAUGCAAGAUGCGAAUAUUAUGACUAUAAAAGCAAAAUAUGGAGAAUGUAUUACAAUGAAAUUUCGUCUGUCUUUGUCAUCAAGAUUCGUACAGUUGCAACAAGAAGUGGCUAAAAGGCUAAACUUAAAGGCUGGAACUUAUUAUGUCAAGUAUGAAGAUGAGGACGGUGAGUUGAUUUUAAUAGGUUGUGAUGAGGACUUGCAAGAUUAUAUGCGUGAUUCUAUAUCGCUGGGUAGAAGUUCUAUCGUGGUACUGCUUGAGCAAAAGUUGCCAAUUACUGAUAAUCAAUAAAUAAAUAUAUAUAUAUAUAUAUAUAUAAAAGUUGUCAAUUACCCACAGAACAACUAGAAUCUUGCUAAAUAUGUGCUUCCUGUUAAAUUGGCUUAACUUUAACUAAUGUAUGUAGUUAUCGUGGUAUUUCUUCUAUUCA